UGAGAGAGAGAAAUGGAUGCCCCAGCACCCGUUGAGAAGAGAGGACCACCAAAGUUCAAGCAGAGGGCCGCUCGUACCUUCAAGAGCAAGGCUCCCAAACCUGGCCAGAAAGGCUUCGGAGACGACAUCCCUGGGAUGGAGGGUCUCGGCACAGACAUCACUGUGGUUUGCCCCUGGGAAGCUUUCGGUGACAUGGAGCUCAGCGAUCUGGCCAAAUAUGGCAUUUUGUAGAAACUUUCCUUCUGAUCAAGUAAUAUUACCCACACCGAGACUGAACAAGCAACAGAUGCUUUCAGUCCAACACACAACUAGGAAACGAUAUGAUUAUAUGAUUAAUAUUUAAUAACAUUAAAUUAUAUGAUUUUUUUUUUCGGGAAAAAAGUACAAAUGGCACAGUGACUCUUAGCAGGAGGAAUCGAUCUCAGAGACACAUGAACUAUGUACAAACCAACGUUUUGAAAUGUACAUGUGAUUGUGUCUGUGUCAGAAUCAACUCAGUUCAUCAAAACCCUUGAUUUGGCGGUAGAACACAAUAAAAAAUGUAUUUUCCCAAA
Molecule: messenger RNA, 554 nt
Organism: Pimephales promelas (fathead minnow)
Lineage: Eukaryota; Metazoa; Chordata; Actinopteri; Cypriniformes; Leuciscidae
Product: retinal cone rhodopsin-sensitive cGMP 3',5'-cyclic phosphodiesterase subunit gamma
Biological process (GO): positive regulation of G protein-coupled receptor signaling pathway; positive regulation of epidermal growth factor receptor signaling pathway; visual perception
Cellular component (GO): photoreceptor outer segment membrane
Molecular function (GO): 3',5'-cyclic-nucleotide phosphodiesterase activity; cGMP binding
Source: RefSeq, a predicted model, not a curated record